AUGUUCGGUUUCCCCAAUCAUAUCAGCGACUACGGUCUGAAAGAGUAUCUACGUAUCGUGGUCAUUAUCUGUGUGUAUGUUCUUCUUCGGCCUGUAUUUGAGAAAGUAUUCUCCAAGCUCAGUGAGCGUGGUCGGCUUCGGGAGAAGACGCGCCGGGAGGAGGAACUCGCUAGAAUGUACAAGGAGCAGCGUGUGAAGGAGAGACUCGGUAUUUCCACUGAGACGACUGAAUCUGAGAGCACUCAAGAGACUACAUCUGCCAAGACGGCCUCGGUGUCUAAUAUUCUUAAACGGGGCAGCCAGAAGAAGACCGCGAAGAUCGACAAGAUCCUGAACGAUUUUGAUAGCGAUGAAGAUGUUUCGGAUCUGAUUGGCUGA
Molecule: messenger RNA, 378 nt
Organism: Wickerhamiella sorbophila
Lineage: Eukaryota; Fungi; Ascomycota; Dipodascomycetes; Dipodascales; Trichomonascaceae
Exons: 1
Coding region: 1-378 (125 amino acids)
Source: RefSeq, a predicted model, not a curated record